AUGACGCCUUUCACAGCAAGGGUGAAGCUGAAAUCUGGGUGUUUUCUGCAGCAUCUGCAUUUAGAUGAAGUAUACUGCUUGUUGUCAGUAAGAAAUACUGCGGCACUGGCAGAGUAUUUCCAGCUCCUGGAUGUUCAUCGAAAGAAUUACCUGAACACUCACUGUUUUCCACAUCUGCGGUUUUAUUGCUUUCUCCGUUAUGUGACCGACCUGAAUAAGGAGCAGAUCAUGCUGCUGUUCGACUUGCUGGACCGACAUGCGAGAGGAAGAAUUUGCUUUAAUGAGUUCUACAUGGUGGCAUGCAUCCUCCCGUCCCAUGAGAACCAUCUUGAAAAGCAGUUCAUCCACCAGCACACAGGACCUGCCCUUCAACUGCUGGAUGUAGAGGGGGAUAAUAUGAUUGAUUUUAAUGAGUUUGAAGCCACGAGGUUUCUCUUCAACAUCAAGAAAGAAUAACUUAAGAAGAUUUUUAAGGACUUUGAUAUUUCUGGAGAUGAGCAACGGAACUACAGGGAAUUCAAGAUGUUUGCAGUCUUCUGUAUUGACAAACAACAACAAAAAGAGGAAGGGGAUCAUGAAUAA
This is a messenger RNA of Pygoscelis adeliae (Adelie penguin), 582 nucleotides long. It is a transcript of the gene EFCAB9, whose product is annotated as EF-hand calcium binding domain 9. NCBI's taxonomy places the organism in Eukaryota, Metazoa, Chordata, Aves, Sphenisciformes, Spheniscidae. Gene Ontology annotation, cellular component: cytoplasm; sperm principal piece. Gene Ontology annotation, biological process: flagellated sperm motility. The record is from RefSeq and is a predicted model, not a curated record. Gene Ontology annotation, molecular function: calcium ion sensor activity. The transcript has 5 exons.